Messenger RNA from Opisthorchis viverrini, 591 nucleotides. RefSeq lists its product as hypothetical. Lineage: Eukaryota; Metazoa; Platyhelminthes; Trematoda; Opisthorchiida; Opisthorchiidae. The record is from RefSeq and is a predicted model, not a curated record. The coding region runs from base 1 to 591 and encodes 196 amino acids. The transcript is spliced from 3 exons.
AUGCCACCUGAAGUUUGCACGAAGGCUAUGAUACUGCCAGGUUUCCCAAGUCUAGACAGAGGAAGUCGAGGGGCAGAGGUCGGGUUCGAACCACGGACCUUCCGGUCAUUUGCCCUUUACUAUAAUUCGACAUUUGAGCAGAAAUACAAAACCGGUCCUUGGGGAUCCACCAGAGGUGAGAAGAGGGUAGAAGGAAAUUGUCCUGUCCCAAAACACUCGUCUUCAUGUGGUAUAGAACACCCCCAAAUGGAGUGCUUCGAACAACAGCUUGAAAAACUAGCACAUUCUUGUAUUCAAAAAGUUGCUGAAAACUCUUCGACAGUCCACGACCGGCUCUGCCCUUCUUUGGGCUCAUCAGGUAGGCGCGGUCCCCGAAUUUACGUCAACCUUAUGUUCAUUCAUUUGGAGAACAUCGCAAACGAGAGAUUCAGAUGGGUUUCAGGUGUACUCCGUGACAACAACGGUUUAACAGGACUAACAAUGGUAAAAUCGGAUUCAAAAAAUACUGGUCGUAUGUCUAUCCACGGUGCUCCACGCCGUAACCAAGGCUGGUUUGCAAUCCCUGAGAUCUCGCAAGCGCCUACAGUCUGA